AUGGGAAGGGUGAAGAAACCUCGUCCUGACAGGCUGGUUUUGUGGCACUCUGUGAAAUUAGACUUUAUCAGGAGUCCACUAGAACUUCUGAUUCGCAAACUUCCUUUCCAGUGUCUGGUGCAAGACGUUGCCCAGGAGUUCAAAACAGAUCUGUACUUCCAGAGUACAGUUAUUGGUACUUUCCAGAAAGCAAGUGAGGCCUAUCCGGUGGGCCUUUUGGAAGACACCAACCUGCGUGCUCUCCAUGCCAAACAUGUAACAAUUAUGCUAGCACAGAGGACACGUACAGAAGUGUUUAAGAAUCCACUCUGA
Molecule: messenger RNA, 312 nt
Organism: Mirounga angustirostris (Northern elephant seal)
Lineage: Eukaryota; Metazoa; Chordata; Mammalia; Carnivora; Phocidae
Exons: 1
Coding region: 1-312 (103 amino acids)
Cellular component (GO): nucleosome
Molecular function (GO): DNA binding; protein heterodimerization activity; structural constituent of chromatin
Source: RefSeq, a predicted model, not a curated record